GCCCUACUCUUUCCCGGGCUGCUGUUGGUUGUGGCCAUUGCGACCGUCUUGGAGGCCCCGCUGAUCACGAUCUUCACCUUGCCCCUCUUUGCCGUGGGAGGGCCCAGGCCUCGGAACGGCCACAUCGAUGGAGCACCCGUGGAGAAGGGGCUCGAAGGCCUCUUCUACAGCAGUUUGGAGCCGUCGCUGCUGCGAGGGCUCGCCCGGCGUUUCCGCGUGCAGGCUUUGCCAACCACACCGGGCUCGGCUUUCCUAUGCCGGAGCCACGAACGGCUCCUCUGCCUGGUGCGAGUCCUCGCCUGCGGCUUCGGCUGGGUGGAGGUGGAGCUUCGUGGGCUGGAGAUGCAGGAGCCAACCAGUUGCCACCAUGUGGAGGCGGGCCUCAUCGACGAUGCCUUCGCAGCGGCCUUUGGCGACCUGCCGCCAAGGCCUAAUGAAGAUGAGGCGAAGACGAGGGCCGAGCCUUUCCUCUUCGAGCCUGUGGCGGAAGUGCCCGCGCUGGGCUACGAGCAGACCCUGGUUUCCCUCCGCGGGCUGCUGGACAACCCGGAAGCCCUCCGGCAGGUCCAUCGGCUUUUCCUGAAAUCUUUGGUCUUCGUUCUCUCGCGGGACUUGCAACGACGGGACGGCAAGCUCCCUGAAGGCUGGCUGUCGUGCCCGCUGAAAUCGCAAGAUAUGCAAGCGGCCAUGAACCUCAUCACCACUGCCCCGUGGCCCCCGGAUGUUGCCGAAGUCCUUGCAAUGCCGGACCUGCGGCUUGCAGCA
Molecule: messenger RNA, 765 nt
Organism: Symbiodinium sp. CCMP2456
Lineage: Eukaryota; Dinophyceae; Suessiales; Symbiodiniaceae
Source: the annotation of a GenBank genome assembly